AUGGCCAGGACGCGUGCAGCGCCGAGAGAACGUCUUUUGGACGUUGCCAAUCGACUCCGGGAGCGAAAGGCUCUAGAAAAGGCAGAGGGAUCCGGAAACACCGUACGUAUGGAGGCAUUUCCCAAUAACAAUACAGUUCGCUCAGCUGGUGCCCAGCCGCCAGUUGAAGCAGCCUCUCAGGCAUGUGCCGUUGGCUCAAUGAAGGACCAGAGCCAGCGUAACCAUAGCGCCGACACACAACAGGACCGCUUUUCAAACAUCACCCCAUCCGACUGCUACCCUCAGGAUCGCUCGCCCUUGUUCAACAUGCUCCCCGCAGAACUGCGCAGAAUAAUUUACCUCUAUGCAUUUGUUCAAUAUGAGUCGCCCUUUAGGUCGUACCCUACGGAUGCACCGUAUUAUCGGCCUGGAUGUACCGGGCCAAAAUGCAUUGAUAUAGCCCUCCUUUGCACAUGCCGCAGGGUUUUCUUCGAGGCGCGGUAUAUCCCACUCCAAACUGCAGUUCACGAUCUCUGGCAACGUGUACCAGCCCCGGAGCAGUACACAACUAAUUUCAAGCCUGCUGGCUUUACAAAGGCUGCGCGCGGGCUAACGGAAUACCACCUCCCACAUAUGCAAAACUUUCAUUUCUACAGCGACUUGGGCGGUUUUUCUAGUGGGGUACACCUGCAUAUAUCAUUCUUUGCGCAUCCCCCCUACCAGUAUAGAUGUAAACCGCGGCAUGUAACCAUUACCGUUCCCUUCUUCGGUUUCCUGGCAUGGCAAUAUGGACUUGAGCCACAACUGUAUGAUGAUGAAGAGACUUUUCUACUUGCCUGGCCCGAUACAAUAGAGGAGAUCUGCAUCCGCUUUGAGUCAAUGGAAGUAUUUGCAGAUACAUUGCACGCGAUGAUGAAAAGGACCAUGACCAAGAAAAUACCACUUUGCAGUAUUGGUGAUAACAGUACUGACGCAGUGCCAACGCGUUAUCUGUCGGCAGAAGGGACAAAAAUGAAGAAGUUCCUGAGCUAUGGUAUUACACUGUGGAAGCGUCUUGGACGGCGAAAGAGACUAAAACCUGAAGCGGAGAUCAAGGUUUGGAUCGAUAUUUCAAGCAAGCCUCUUUGGAGGGACCAGCAGCUCACCUCCUAG
Messenger RNA from Aspergillus tanneri, 1131 nucleotides. RefSeq lists its product as uncharacterized. Bases 1 to 1131 code for a protein of 376 amino acids. Lineage: Eukaryota; Fungi; Ascomycota; Eurotiomycetes; Eurotiales; Aspergillaceae. The record is from RefSeq and is a predicted model, not a curated record. The transcript is spliced from 2 exons.